CCGUGGGGUGGGGUGCACAGAGCAUCAGCGGGAUGGAGAAGAGCAGCUACCCCAUGGCCAAGUUUGGUCUGGAGGCCAAGGAAGCAAUGCCCAAGCGAGAUUGUGGGUUUUAUGUGAAGUACAUCUUCCUCUUCACCUCUCUCAUUCAGUUCCUCAUCAUCCUGGGGCUGGUGCUGUUCAUGGUGUACGGCAACGCGCAGGCGGGCACCGACACGCACCUCCGGCUGCUGGAGCAGCAGCUGCAGGAUCGCUACAACAAGAUCAUCACCCUCAGCGGGAGGAACCUGAACCUGACGCGCACCCUCAACGCCACCCUCAAGGAGAAGCAAGGGCUGCAGGUCCUCACCCAGAAGGUGCAACGGGACCUGGAUAAGUGCAAUAGCACCCAGGCACCCAACUCCAUCAAUACGGAGAUUAUGAAGAUGAUCAUCUUCCUCCAGAAAACAAAGCUGGAUGAGUGUCAAAUGAACCGUAGCCGCAUCGACGCCAACUGUAGCGCCGAGAGGGUGCUGCUGCAACACCAGUUGGACCAGAAAACCCUGGCCAAGAAGGAGGUGGAGGAAAAAUGCCGCCAAGUGGAUGCCAUGCUGACCAAAGCCACCCAGGAGCAGGAGAACUGCCAGUGGGAACUGCUGACCACCAAGGCCAUCUACAAGCCCACCAAAAGCAACCUGGAGCUGCUGAAGCGGGAAUGCAGUUCCUUGAAGUCUGACAUGAACUACAUCUUCCAGCGCAUCAAGGACAUGGUCAGCCCGUACAGCUGCAGCGCCGUCCACGAGCAGAUCAGCCGGCUGACGCAGCGAACAGAGGAGCUUUUCCUCCGGCAGCAGGAAUGGGAGACCAACUACAUGGAGAAAAGCUUCUGUGACAUGAAUCUGGUCCAGUGUCACACCAACUGCUCCAAAGAGAAGCAGGAGUUGGACAAGCAGCUGCAGAAAGUUGAGGCACAGCUCAAGGGUGGCCAAGAGGAGAAGAAGAAGCUGCUGGCGGAGAAGGAGCAGCUCCGCAAGGAGCUGGAGGAGAAAAGCAGAGCCGCUGCGCAGGCUGUGUACUUCAAGGAGCAGCUGAAUAUCUGCAUGGGCUCGAAGAUAGACACCUUCUUCGACAUCACAGGCUCGCGGGUGCCGGGGAGCAGCGGGCGACUGGGACCCUUCACCAGCACGGGCUCCUACAUGGAUGCUCUGAGGAACCAGCGCAUCUUUGGGAACAUGGGCAAAAUCAACAUGGAGGAGAUCCAGCGGAUGGCACAGAAGAUCACGGAGCAGUUUGCGUCCGCCCUGAAGGACCCCAGUAGCUAACAGCUGAGCAGUGCACGGAAAAUGGCGGCGAGGGGCUCAAGAACAAGCCCGGGAGGUGCUUCCCAUGGCACGGAUGGCAAACCCUGACUGGGAGUGAACAGCCAGCACCACCACUGUCCUCCCCCUGCCCCGGGUGGGGGGCUGCCAGCACCGCGGGAGCCAGGACCACCCCACCCCCCCCUCCCCGAGUCCCUGCACUCAUCCCCUCCCGCAUGCUCACCUCCCCUAUGCAUGUACCUAUACACUUGGAGACGGGGCGGUUGGCAGCUGUAAAUACAUCCAGCUCUGAGCACCAACACA
This is a messenger RNA of Falco peregrinus (peregrine falcon), 1598 nucleotides long. RefSeq names its product plasmalemma vesicle associated protein (gene PLVAP). The transcript has 6 exons. Gene Ontology annotation, cellular component: caveola. Gene Ontology annotation, biological process: positive regulation of cellular extravasation; regulation of vascular permeability. Bases 33 to 1298 code for a protein of 421 amino acids. The record is from RefSeq and is a predicted model, not a curated record. Lineage: Eukaryota; Metazoa; Chordata; Aves; Falconiformes; Falconidae.